Molecule: messenger RNA, 6485 nt
Organism: Solenopsis invicta (red fire ant)
Lineage: Eukaryota; Metazoa; Arthropoda; Insecta; Hymenoptera; Formicidae
Gene: mon2
Product: protein MON2 homolog
Exons: 15
Coding region: 631-5589 (1652 amino acids)
Source: RefSeq, a predicted model, not a curated record
AACCCGCCGGAUGAAAAUACGAAAAGUGAGAAAAGUCGACAAAGAUACAUAACCGACCCCCUAAAACUCCCUUCUACAGACUAUUUAAUUUCCCACUUCACCACUAGAUCGCAGUGUCUUGCUUUUUGUUUCCCAUGUUAAGUAUACAUAACUUUUAUUUCUCAUAGUAUAUGUUCUGUAAAAGCACAACAGCGCCGCGCGGUUGCAUACGUGGUUUGUGUCAAUCGUGUCAAGUUGUGUCAAUUGCAGUCUAUCACACGAUCACAGCCCAAGAGAUUUAUGGCUUCUAAUUGCUUUUAAUCAUAACUGCGUGAAUCUUGAGCACACAAUCGAAAAUUGUCAGUUAAUGAGAUAGUGACAAUUCGCGUUUUAUAAGUGUUUGCGGCCUGUUCGAUGUGAUCGCAAACGCGGCGAUUCCGAGAGGGUGAUUCCGAUGGACCGUCGCCGUCUGUUCGCUAGUAUCGCUAUCGACAACAAUCGGCGUGGCAGAGCGUGUCAAUUCGAUCACCGCCCGACGACGGCUAAACGCCGUGGCGCCUAACUUCUCGAUCCAGUAGCGAGUCGUUAUGCCUCUGGUACUGGAAGUCGUGCCGAUCUAGGAGAACGCAAGCAACGGUGGCGAUAUCAACGAUGGCGAGCACCGUCGUCGCCGUCGGCAGCAAUCCGGAGAAUGCCUCCAAGUUUCUGGAGGCCCUGCAGUCUGAUCUCAAAAUACUUGCUUCGGAGACCAAGAAAAAGUACCCACAAAUCAAGGAGUCAUGCGAAGAAGGAAUUGUGAAGUUGAGAACAGCUUCGAGUAACCCAGGGACAUCAAUAUAUUAUAUUGUAAAUCAAAUACUUUAUCCCCUGGUUCAAGGUUGCGAGAGUAAGGAUAUAAAAAUUAUUAAGUUUUGUCUGAGUAUGAUGCAGAGGCUAAUAACACAGCAAGCAGUAGAUCAGAAAGGUGCCCGAUAUAUUACAGAUACUUUGUGGUUGUUAAUGGAAUCAGGUAUAGAGGAAGUUAAAGUUUUGCAAACUGUAACGCUAUUGCUUACGAGUAAUGCAGUGGUGCACGGAGAUACUUUGGCAAGAAACUUGGUACUUUGUUUUCGGUUACAUUUUACAAAAGACUGUACAACAAUAAAUACAGCCGGUGCUACUGUAAGACAGCUGGUGUCUUUGGUAUUCGAAAGAGUAGUCGCCGAGGACGAGCAAAGCUCAGAUCAACCAGAACCUGAUGAAGUGAAUAUAGAGGAAUUGAAAAUUCCAACAAAUCAAGCGCCUAAAGGUCUCGGUCCAUGUGCUGCAGAUGCAUAUUUGAUGUUUCAGGAUCUAGUACAAUUGGUGAAUGCUGAUCAGCCAUACUGGUUAAUAGGUAUUACUGAAAUGACUAGAACUUUUGGUUUGGAGUUGCUAGAAUCAGUUUUAACAAAUUUUUCAUCAGUUUUUUUUAAGCAUCCAGAGUUUAGUUUUUUAUUAAAGGAAAGAGUGUGUGCACUUGUGAUAAAACUGUUUUCGCCUAAUAUCAAGUAUCGUAAUUCAGUACCAGCAUCUUUGCAACAAGCAACUCCUUUAGAUAAACCAUAUUUUCCUAUUAGUAUGAGGUUAUUGCGAGUUGUGUCGAUUUUGAUACAGAAAUAUCAUUCUUUAUUGGUAACGGAAUGUGAAAUAUUCUUAUCUUUAAUUGUGAAGUUUCUGGAUCCUGACAAACCUACAUGGCAGAGAGCUUUAGCAUUGGAAGUUCUGCACAAAAUGACAGUUCAAGCAGAUUUGUUGACUAAUUUCUGCGAAUGUUAUGACUUGAAACCACACGCUACAAAUAUUUUUCAAGAUAUUGUGAAUAGUUUAGGUGCAUAUGUACAUAGCCUCUUUGUAAAUCCACAAAUGAUGAGUCAGACAGCAGCAAGUACAACUAUGCCUCAAAGCACAGGUUCACCAUUAUUCACAGGAAUGCCUAUCGGGCCUGGCGUAUCGCCUCAACCCGGUUUUUAUUCGCGCGGUAUUUGGUUACCAGUAGUAGCAACGUUUACAAGUGGACAAGCUAAACCAACUUAUUUAGAGAUGUUGGAUAAAGUUGAUCCACCGCAAAUACCGAUUGGUUAUGGAAUCAGUAUAGCCUAUGCGUGUCUAUUGGACAUCAUUAGAUCAAUUGCAUUGGCUAUAAACGGAUCGAAAGAUGAUAAUAGCGAAAGUCACAUCUAUCAGCCGAGUGAAUCCGAACGGAAACUUCAUGUGCAAUUAAUAAAUUCUAGUUGGUGCGGUCUAUUGGCGGCUCUCAGUCCGUUAAUAGAUGCCAGCACGGAUGAAUCGGCAACGGAAAAUGUUCUAAGAGCAAUUCAAACAUUUGCAUCUCUUUGUGGCCAAUUGGAAUUGCAAGCGCCACGCGAUGCUUUUAUUACUGCAUUAUGUAAAGCGUCUCUACCGCCUAAUUAUGCCUUGACAGUACUGUACAAUGCACCUCAAGGUAUUCCAACGGUGAGACAACAGGACUCGACUCAAUAUAAUUUGACAAUGGGCGAGCCCGAUUAUAGACAACAAGUAGUGGCUGUUGGUACGCCACUACCAACGGCAUCUUUACCAAUAGGUGCUCAUCAAGGUCCUGUCAUGUUGACCGCGAAAAAUCUGCAAUGUAUGCGUGCGUUGUUAUCGUUGGCCCAUUGUCAUGGUAGCAUACUUGGUAGCGCGUGGCAUUUGGUACUUACUACUUUGCAACAUCUCGUUUGGAUACUUGGUUUAAAACCUUCUACCGGUGGAUCGUUGAAAGCCGGAAGAACCGCAGCUGAUCCAAAUGCCGUGCUAACAAACGCGGUUAUGGCGGAUCUACCUGUACUCAGCGCUAUGCUCAGUAGAUUAUUCGAGAGCAGUCAGCAUCUCGAUGAUGUUGCUCUGCAUCAUUUGAUAGACGCUCUAUGCAAACUGAGCCACGAGGCUAUGGAGCUGGCGUAUUCUAACCGUGAACCUUCUCUAUUUGCUGUUGCUAAACUUCUAGAGACAGGUUUAGUAAACUUGCCACGUGUGGAAGUGCUCUGGCGACCAUUAACAAAUCAUUUAUUGGAAGUUUGUCAGCAUCCACAUAUUCGUAUGAGAGAAUGGGGCGUGGAAGCGAUCACUUAUCUUGUCAAGAUGGCUCUUCAGCAUAAAUACCCGCAACCACUUCGCGAUAAUCAGAAAUUGCAAACAUUAUUGUUAGGACCAUUGUCCGAAUUAUCAUCUGUGCGACACGGAGACGUUAGGCAGCGACAGCUGGAAUGUGUCCUACAAGUACUUCAUGGUGCUGGGGAGACGCUGUAUCACGGUUGGCCUUUAGUUCUCGGUAUUAUAGGAGCAGUUUCCGAUCAUCACGGAGAAGCUUUAGUACGUAUAGCUUUCCAAUGUUUACAGUUGGUUGUAACUGACUUUCUACCGGUGAUGCCUUGGCGAUGUCUUCCAUUAUGCGUUGAUACAGCUGCUAAAUUUGGAUCACAGACGCAGGAAUUAAACAUCUCGCUUACUGCUGUCGGUUUAAUGUGGAAUAUAAGCGACUAUUUUUAUCAGAAUCAAGAAAAAUUGUGCAUUUGUUUGCGUGGAGAUUCGUCGUCAGUAUUCCCUGAUUUUCCUGGUACAACAAACAUGCCACCGUUCGAUAAACUCUGGAUGUGUCUCUACGCGAGACUGGGCGAUUUAUGUGUCGAUUCACGACCCGCUGUACGCAAAUCGGCGAGUCAAACUCUAUUCUCUACCAUAUCUGCACACGGUAGUCUUCUACAUCAACCCACGUGGCAAGCUGUACUCUGGCAAGUAUUGUUUCCACUGUUGGAUAAAGUAAGGAGUUUAUCGAACUCAGCUAGUAGUGAAAAGGUUGACACUAGUGGGAACAUACUUAUUCAUCAUAGCAGGAAUACAGCGCAAAAGCAAUGGGCGGAAACGCAAGUUUUAACAUUAAGCGGUGUAGCUAGAGUGUUUAAUACGAAACGUCAACUACUACAAAUGCUAGGAGACUUUCCAAGAGCGUGGUCAUUGCUCCUCGAAUUUAUUGAGAAUUCCGCGCUUAGUAAAAACAAUGAAGUGUCAUUAGCGGCACUGAAGUCAUUCCAAGAGAUACUCUUUCAGCCGAAGGGAAGCGACAGCACCGAAGUGAUUCAUUCGAACGAUUCGGAAGGUUUGUGGACGGUAACGUGGCGCGUGUGGCUCAAUAUUGGAAUGGAAAGCACCGCACCACCACAAGAAGGCGAUACCGAACCUUACGUGCCGUCGCAGGCGUUUCUAACUGCGUUGAUGCAUAUAUUUCCUGGCGUUUUUCAGCACAUUAGAACCAAGUUUACGAGCCCCGAUUUGCAAAAAUUGUGUAGUGUACUAAAAAAUGCGGUAGCCGUUCCGGUGCAUGGUGAAUCGACGCCGUACAUCUUGCCAUCGGUACCUGAUGUAGUUCUUACUCAUUUGCAAGACGAAGUGCUGCAUUCCAUGGAGCUCCUGCAAAAAGAAGCGUUAAACGGCCCGGACAAUUUGCGCAUGAUGAUUGUACUAAUAUUCCUUCAGUUGCUGAGCUUUUCGAAAUUGGCGUGCGAAGCUCCCACUUAUGGUAAAAUACCCACGAAACACAUCUCCCAGAUCAGAGGCGUGUCUGCUGACUGGAUCACGAUGAACUACGUCCCGUUCGGCGAAAAGGCUCUGUCGAUGGUCGUGAGUCUGUACCAAAAGACUGCGCACGAGAUGGUCGUAAUUGACGGUCAGGUGUUGAAGCACAUUGUGGAAGCGCUGCACGUACCGUUGGCCAUGAAAUACGCGUGUCCGUCUGCGACCACGUGGAAAUUGGCCGUGACUAGUCUCCUGGCCGUUUUGCAUACCGGGCUGCCGCUUGCCAGAAGAUAUCCCGAGCAGUUUCAGAGUAUGUGGCUUGAACUCGCGAGCACGCUGGAUGAUUUCUUGUUCCCUAAAAGUGUACUAAAUGUAGAACGAGGGGUGGAAGAGAUCCAGGCUGAUGAGGCGGUGGAUUGCCAGGUUAUGGAGUUACUGAGGGACGAAGUAUUGCCACAUUCUCAGCAUAUACCUCAUCAAUUUAUAUUGAGAGUUGUUAUGCUUUUAAAUAAAGGUUCCAUACAUUCAGCGACUACAGCAAAUAUCGAGAAUGGAGCAGAGACGAAGUUACGCGAGGAAUUCGCAAAAACUUGCUUUGAAACUUUGUUGCAAUUUUCUCUGUUAGAUGGAUUGAACAAUGACACGGAAAAUAGUCCUAAAAAGAAUUCGAAAAAUGACGAGGGCGGAAUUGCUGGACGUUUGGCAGUUACGGCUCUUCUGCACAGAUUUCAAGAAGUCUUACGGCGAUAUAUUGAAAGCGAGAGACGGAGUGGGAAAUGCCCUUUACCUAGAAUCUUUUCUAGGUACAGGUUGUCGGAGAUAUCAUUUGUUCUGAAAGCUGUUGCUACUCUUGUAGUAUCGCUCAAGAAAGCGCCUCCCAAUAAAGUUGAAAGAUCAGUAUGGGAGCAGCUAAUCGGAUUAUAUCCAUGCUUAGUGGAAUGUACGAUUGCGACUACUUCUGGUCAAGUAUCUAGAUCUUUGCGAGAGGCUCUGCUGCAGUAUCAUGAUUUAUUGCGGGCACCAGUUUACAACACAUCAACCCCCAAUGGCGUUUGACCAAUGCAUUCUUUUUUUUUCACUGAGAGUGUGGAUUAGCACUAAUAGUUGAAGUACAGGUAAUUUCGAGUAAUUUUCCUUAUGUAACGUUUUGAUGCGUGAUAAAAUAAAUCUGCGAAUAAUAAUUCUCCAAUUUUAUGUAAAAGAAAAAUUUCCCGCAUAAUUAUAGUCCAAUAAUAGAAUAAAUAAAAGGGUAACUUUUGUUGUCAGCGUGAUUUCAGUAGUUCUAUAUAGCUGAAGUAAUCUACAUAGAUACGAAUUAAUUCCGCUCAUACGUCGAAAUAUAUAUUAUUUUUACGACAUUGCAGUACAAUAAUCAAAAUGCGAAUAGAGCUUUUAGAUUGACGCUCUUACACUAUGAGAAUUUCAUAUAAAUUUACAUAAUUUUUGUCAUUUUCAACUUUGUGUCAAGAAGAAUAACAAAGAAAGAUUUCUUUACAAAAUCUACUAACAGUGCAGUAGUAAUGCAAGGAACUUUUAUUGCAAAAUUGUUAUGUCGAUAAAAUUAAAUUUGAAAUAUAGUUCAAGUAAAUUAGAGAUUGAAAUGUUUGAGGUACAUGAAAUUGCGAAAGAGAAUUUAUCAACUAAUAAUUCUCCCAGAGAAAUGUAGAAAUUAUAUGUUUUAGCGCAAUCGUAGUUAUUGUUUCGAGUAUACAGGAGGAAUGCUGUAUAUAUUUGCGAGAAAUGUACAAGACAGCUUUUUUAAUCAGUGUUGUAAAUAUUAAUACGAUAUAUAUAAUGUAUACUAAGAUGCGAAUGUAAGACGAUUUUAUAAAUAACAUGAAACUUUAUCAUUUACUAUUCUUACAAAUUACGCGGCGUCGUAAAUUAUUAAUAUUGUCGAAAUGUAAAUAAAUCUAUACAGAUUAAAUAAAGCUCCAUCUGAGUAGCUGUUA